Messenger RNA from Papaver somniferum (opium poppy), 2591 nucleotides. RefSeq lists its product as uncharacterized. The coding region runs from base 598 to 2244 and encodes 548 amino acids. The record is from RefSeq and is a predicted model, not a curated record. The transcript has 3 exons. Lineage: Eukaryota; Viridiplantae; Streptophyta; Magnoliopsida; Ranunculales; Papaveraceae.
GAGCAAAUUAACAAGUUAUUUUGAUUGGGUAUGUGAGUACAAAGCAGCGUAUAUCGAGUACCCCAUCAUCAUCAUUACCAGUACUCCAUUAAUCUAAUUAUUCAUUAUUUGCAUUUCAUUCGAAAACACAAGGCAUCUCUCAACAACCAAAAUCUCACGAUUAAAUUACUCGUGGAUUACUACUAGUGCAUUCUCAGGAAUGAUUUUAGUAUUAAGAAAAAGAUUAACUCUAAUUAUGGCGGGUUCUUAACUUCUCUCUUUGUUUCCAGCUAGACAGCGCGUAUAACUCGAUAAAAAGGAAACUUUCUCGCUCGCACUCUCGCGCAUCCUGUGACCGAGUCUCUGCAAAAAUAACUCCAAACUUGCAGUUUGUUUCUGUGAUUGUGAUUUUUUUGUUUUUUAAAAUCUUCGUCCUCUCCAUUUCUCGAAACCAUAAAAACCCAGAUUUGAAACCAGAACCCUCCUCAUUCUUCUACCUUACCUUCUCUGUAUCUCUCCCUAUCUAAAAACUAUUUCCACCCACACUAUUAUUAGCAAUUCUCACUAUAAACUCAUCUGUUCAUAAGAAUUUCGUUCAAGUUGAAUUCAUUGUUAGUGAUGACGGGUUCUAGUAAUAAACAACAUUUACUAAGACAGUUACUAGAUGAAGAUCAAGAACCAUUUAUAUUGAAGAACUACAUUGAUGAGAAACGUUACUUACUCAAGAGAUCAUCAUCAUUGGUAUUAGCGACCAAAGCACACUUACAGGUUAAAAGAAGAAAACCCAUUUCAGAAAUGAGAAGAAAAAAUUCUUGUUUCUUCUCCUUUCAUGAUUCUCCCGACGUUAAAAUGUCUCCUCUGUUUUCACCGAUUAAAAGCAGCCCAUAUAGAAGUCCAAACAUCAACAGUAAUAAUACCAAUAACAAUAAAACCCUUUUCGUUCAUAUCCCUUCUAGAACUGCUGCUUUAUUACUUGAUGCUGCUUUAAGGAUUCAAAAACAAUCUGUGGCAAAAAAACCUAAAAAUACUGGGUUUGGGUUCUUUGGUACGAUGUUGAAGAGAAUAACUAACCGAAAACGGAAGAAUCUUACUCUGGAUAAUGAUGAGAUUAAAGUUUCUGUGAAGGAUAUUUUGAAAUGGGAUUCUACUAAUGGCCGUAAGAGAAUCACAGAUGAGAUGAUGGAAGUUACAAAAGCAGAGGAUUCGGACGAUGAAAUUAGGGCUUCUGAUAUGGGUUUUUCAUGUUCUUGUAAUAACAGUAGAGUUAGCAGCAGUGCUUGGUCUGAAAGUAAUGAAGAAAAAUCAUUAGAUUUAGAGACUUCUAGCAGUAGGUCUGAUGAAGAUUCUGAUGAAGAUGAUUUUGUGGAAGAACAUAUCAGAGGAGAUUUUUGUUCUACAUAUGAGAAAGAAUUUUGUUCAAGUCCAUUUAGAUUUUUUCUUGAUAAUUCUUCAUCCCCUACCGGUCAAAUUACACCGGAAUUUAGGUCUCCGGUAUCUUCCCCGGCUCGCCUCAAAAAGCAGGUUGUAGAGAGCCAAGAAGGAGAACUGCAUUGCUCAGGAAAUGACUUGGAAGAAGAUGAAAAAGAACAAUUUAGUCCUGUCUCUGUUUUGGAACCUCAGUUCGAAGAAGAUGACGAUGAGCAAGAAGAGGAGGAAGAAAAUGAUGGGUCCGAAAUGGAACGUAGCUUUGCCAAUGUUCACAGAGCAAGACAACAAUUACUACACAAACUCCGCCGAUUUGAGCGACUGGCUGAAUUAGAUCCUAUCGAACUUGAAAAGAGAAUCGCAGAGGAAGAGGAUGCUGAGGAAGAACUAUAUGGCUCUGAGGGUGAUGAUAGUGAAGAUGAAAUGGUAUCAGAUAACUAUAAAGGAGAUUCGUUUGUUAAACAACUUCUGGUUGAAACAAGCUUAUGUACAAUCAUUGACGGACGUAUUCCUUCAGACAUGAGAAGACUAGUUUUAGAUCUAAUGACUGAAGUAGAAGAUGAAGAGGAAUGUGUGAUGUCCCCAUCGGUCUCACCCGACGACAGGGAGAUGAUAAUGACGAACAAGCUAAAAAAAAGAUUAGAUUCGUGGAAAGAAGUUGAAUCUAACACAAUUGACAUGAUGGUUGAAUUGGACUUCAGAAGGGAGAGUGACAAAUGGCGUAAAAAUCAAGAACAAGUGAAAGAAACAGCUAUUGCAAUCGAGUUGGACAUCUUUAGUUACUUGGUGAAGGAGCUGUCAGAAGAACUUGUUCAUUCUGGUCAUCAGAAUUCUCUAUAGGGUAAUGCGAUGCAAUGCAUACUAGUUAGUAGGUAGUAUAAGUUAAUUACUGAUUGAUCGGCCCAUAGGUUGAUCUCAGUCUUAAAACAAAUCUAAAUCUGCUUAAUUUUUUUUAUUUUACUGGAGCGAAGGUAGUAUUCUAACACAUGUACUGAGUGGGGGGUGGGGUGAUUCAGUUAACCAAGCAGAUCAGAAAACAAAAAUAUUAGCAAACAGAUCGUUUGUUUAGUAGUGAAAUUUGCAGAGCAUUAUCCAUGUAUGUAUUGGCUGUGAUAAUGUUGCAUGUAUAUGUACUUCUAGACUACUAUGUCAAAUAUAUCCGGUGCCCGUUCUUCUUUUUUACUCUU